Molecule: messenger RNA, 876 nt
Organism: Menidia menidia (Atlantic silverside)
Lineage: Eukaryota; Metazoa; Chordata; Actinopteri; Atheriniformes; Atherinopsidae
Source: the annotation of a GenBank genome assembly
AUGUUCAACACCAGCAGCCUGCGUGAGAACUCCUCCACCACCGGGGAUGGUCCUCCACCCUGGUACCAGUUUGCAGUUUGUGCGGUCGCUCCUUAUGGCUUUGUGUUCUACUUUGGGGUCAAAGUGUUUAACUUGGCUGUUGGGACGCCGUGUAACAUCCUGGUCAUCUGGCAGAUUAUUUCCAAAAAAAGUGACGCGUCCACUUCGGACAACUUCUUUUUUAACUUGGCCAUUCUCGAUGCCUACUUCUGCUUGAUGACCCCGGUGGACAUGGUCAACCGGCUAAUGCUGGACAGUGAUGGCAUCUGGUACUUUCAGAGAUUUGCAUAUGGUGUCAAAGAUGUGGCACCCCUCUUUCUGGUGUGCAUCAGUAUGGAUCGCUACAUGGCUGUGGUCCAUCCAAUCUUUUUUUCAAGCUACAGAGACAACAUGACCCGCAUCUGCAUCUCCGGAGUCGUCUGGGGCCUAAUACUGGCAUACGCCCUGAUGAAGUCCAUAAAGGGAGUCAUGAGCGUGAAUGGUUUCUUCAGCGGCAUUAUCCUCUUUGCAUUCGCGGUCAUGGUCUUCUGCAACGCGUCGAUUAUCUGGGUCCUCCGCCGCUCUGUGGUGGGAAAGGAAGUCAUGCAUCCAGUGAAGAAAAAGGCCUUUAAGAUAGUGCUGAUAAACAUGGCCAUCAUUGUGAUCAAUUACCUCCCACCUGUGGCACUCAUUCCCUUUGUGUCAUACUACACGUUUGUGCAGUUCCGUUGUCAGAUCAGCAUUAGUGUGUUCUCCAUUAUGGAUCUGAGCUGCAGCAUCGAGCCCCUCCUCUACAUGACCAAGAUGGAAAGGAUGCAGGGACAGUGCUGCGGAAAGGCUAUCCCUCAAAAGCCAUAA